ACCAGAGGCAUCUCUCUCUCUCUGCAUUUGGAUCGAUCAGUUAUCUCCGCCUGCAUUGAUCAAUUCUUGGGUUUUUUUUGUUUCUGAAACCAAUCUCUCGCGCUCUUUUUUUCCACAUUGAUCAAUUUUGUGCAGGAUUUCAAUUUGUCUUCUUGAUAUUAACCGCUAAUUCGCUUUCGCUCUCUCCCUCUCUGUCUCCCUGAUUCAAAAGAAGAAAAAAGUGUUCUGCUUGGGUUUUGUUGUUGUUUCUCUUUCCAUAUUUUCUGGGUCUUUGCGUUCCUCUGUUUCAGUUUCCGGAUUCUAGGGUUCUUUUUCUUCAUAUCUCCCUUUCUCUCUCUCUCUUAGAGCAUUGAUCACUCUCUUUCGGGGUUCUCUGUUACAGUGAAUCUUGAAUUCAAAGAUUUUGUUUGUUUCAAGAGGGAAAUGAGGGAUGUUUUCUUGGUUGGGGAGGACAUCGUCGUCGUAUUUGCGACCUUUGGGUCGAUAUGCCCGUAUGAGCAAGGAUGAUGAUACUGCAGAUGAUGGGCUUGUCUGGUGCAGAGACCUUGAGAAGCAUUCCUGUGGCGAAUUCUCAUUUGCCGUGGUCCAGGCCAAUGAGGUCCUUGAGGAUCAGAGUCAAGUCGAGACCGGCCAUGGUGGCACAUUUGUUGGGGUUUAUGAUGGCCAUGGUGGGCCUGAAGCCUCAAGAUUCAUCUGUGACAACCUCUUUCUUCAUCUAAUCCGACUUGCUCGAGAAAAUGGAACAAUAUCUGAAGACAUCCUUAGGGGUGCUUUUUCUGCAACUGAAGAUGGCUUUCUUUCUCUUGUGCGGAGGACAUGUGGAAUACAACCAUUAAUUGCAGCUACUGGUUCCUGUUGUUUGGUUGGAGUAAUCUGGAAAGGAACAUUAUAUGUUGCUAAUUUGGGUGAUUCUAGAGCUUUAGUAGGUUCUUUAGGUAGAUCUAAUAAAAUUGUUGCUGAGCAAUUGACUAGUGAUCAUAAUGCCAGUCUGGAGGAGGUUAGACAAGAACUUAAGUCCUUGCAUCCAGAUGAUUCGCAUAUUGUAGUUAUGAAGAAUGGCGCAUGGCGUAUCAAAGGCAUCAUUCAGGUAUCUAGAUCUAUAGGGGAUGCAUACUUGAAGAGGCCAGAGUUCUCUCUUGAUCCAUCGUUCCCACGAUUCCACCUUCCUGAACCUAUUCGUCGCCCAGUUCUAAGAGCUGACCCAUCUAUAUGUACGAGGGUCUUACAACCUAGUGACAAAUUUCUUAUAUUUGCAUCUGAUGGGCUUUGGGAACAUAUGACAAACCAAGAGGCAGUUGAGAUUGUCUUCAAUAACCCCAGAGCAGGCAUUGCAAGAAGACUUCUUAAAUCAGCUCUGAAUGAGGCAAGUAAGAAAAGGGGGAUGAGAUAUAAUGUUAUGAAGAAGCUUGGAAAGGGGGACAGGCGGUUCUUUCACGAUGAUAUUACAGUUGUUGUCGUCUUUCUAGACCAUGAAAUGCUGGAGGAGAAGAUUUCUGUCCCGGAAUUGUCUGUACGAGGGUUCAUUGACACUGUUGGACCUUCAAAUUUCAACGUUCUACAAGGGAUUGAUGCGACUGCAAAGUCCAUUAACUGAAGCAUAACCACUUACUUCAACUGGUCAGUCUGGUUCGAGAAGGCCAGGUAUUACGUUGAUGCAUACCUGUUGGAAUGUGCUGAGGGAUGC
This is a messenger RNA of Ilex paraguariensis (yerba mate), 1684 nucleotides long. Lineage: Eukaryota; Viridiplantae; Streptophyta; Magnoliopsida; Aquifoliales; Aquifoliaceae. The record is from the annotation of a GenBank genome assembly.